This is a messenger RNA of Drosophila teissieri, 1316 nucleotides long. RefSeq names its product dynein regulatory complex protein 8. The coding region runs from base 807 to 1274 and encodes 155 amino acids. The record is from RefSeq and is a predicted model, not a curated record. Gene Ontology annotation, molecular function: calcium ion binding. The transcript is spliced from 4 exons. NCBI's taxonomy places the organism in Eukaryota, Metazoa, Arthropoda, Insecta, Diptera, Drosophilidae.
CAGAGCCAGGUCCAGGUCCAGGUCCAGGUCCAGGAACAGAAACUGCCCAGGAGAUGGCGGCAGAUAGGCAGCAAGUGUGUACGUGGAUGCGAUGAUGGCGAUGAUGGGAGCUGCGGGAAGUUACUAUACGACUAUAUGUACAUAUAUACACCAUAGAUUCUAGGAGAUGCGAUGCGGCAAACAGCUCGGCUCAAGUGGCAAGCGUGUUGUACACGACACGCAUUAGCGUGAAUGGAGCAGUCGUCGGUUGUUGUACUUGCCUUUGCCAUUUUUUAAUCGAAUCGAAUGCGUUGAGAUGCAGUUGGGCCUCAAACUGGCCGAAGACAAAUGUGAGGGAAAAUUAAUGGCGAGCUCUGCAGUAAUUUCCAUUAAAGUGGGCACAGCUCCGAAAAUGCACUUGUUGCUGCCGGGCCAGGGCGCCCAGUAAGGCCAAGGAAUACUUCCGUGUUCCUUACCAGACUCACUCGGCGAAAUGGUAAUGGGCCAAUAUGAUGGCCUCCAUGAGCUGCCUAAUGGGCCGCUCUAUGGAGGUUUCUACUGUAGCAUUAUGGGCCCGCCUCGGCUGGAUUUGGAUCUGGUCGAUCCAAACGAAAACGACAGGUUGUUCGCCCUCUAAGAGAAGAAAAGAAAGGAGAAGAAUGCCUUAAAAAACAGCUACUUAGAAACGCAUGUACAAGAAAGUAGUAAUGCCUUUCUGCAUCUAUUCAAAUCACCCCUGGCAACAGUGUUUGCUUUAGUGGCAUAUUGAUUAAAUACUUGCCACCCACUGCGAGUCUCAGUUGGCAGGAAACCCUCGAGCCUUUAACAUGGAUAUGGAUUUGAACAACGACCUGGAGAAACGCAUUUCGGAUGCCUUUUGUGUGUUCGAUCAUCAUGGCGACAAGUUCAUCGAUGUCAGGGAAGUAGGAACUGUGCUCAGACUACUGGGCUGUGUUCCCACCGAGGAGGAGGUGAACGAAGUCAUAUCGGCCACGGAAUCGGAGGAGACCAGUGGCGAAGUGCAUCUGACCAAAUUCUUGCCACACGUCUCGCAACUGCUCAUGGAAAGAAAAAUGGAACCCGCUCCGCCGGAGAAAAUUCUGCAGGCCUUCAAGAUCUUGGAUCCGGAGAACAAGGGCUAUCUGACGAAGGAGAGCUUUGGCAAGCUGAUGAUGGAGGAGGGCGAGCCAUUCACCCAGGAGGAAAUGGAUGAGAUGUGGCCGGUGGCCAUAGAUCCAAUUAGCGGACACAUACCCUAUGAGUUCUACCUGAACCAGCUUAUGGUCUAUCUGUAAGGUAAACAGAGUGGUUCAAUAAAGUCUCCAAGUCAAGUCAGG